Molecule: messenger RNA, 3628 nt
Organism: Phragmites australis (common reed)
Lineage: Eukaryota; Viridiplantae; Streptophyta; Magnoliopsida; Poales; Poaceae
Product: brassinosteroid LRR receptor kinase BRL2-like
Exons: 1
Coding region: 245-3628 (1127 amino acids)
Biological process (GO): protein phosphorylation
Molecular function (GO): protein binding; ATP binding; protein kinase activity
Source: RefSeq, a predicted model, not a curated record
UCUCAGUCUCAGUCUCUCAGGCUCUGAUUUUCUAGCAGCCAACUCAGCAACACAAGCAUCCUUGAUUGCUGAUCCUAAUCCAGAACGAAAGCCAUCUUCAUCUCCGAAAAGAAACAAUUGCACCAUCUCUCUUUCUCUCUCUGCUUUCUCGCUCCUUUUCCCUCCCUCCACCAUGCACCUUUUAUGCUGCUAACCACAGACCGAACUCAUCCUCUCCCCUCCCCUGCAUUGUCUCCCGGCUGUCAUGCAAAUGGACAUGCUCAGCAUCGUCCUCCUCCUAUCCUCGAUCUACGCAUCGGUGCCAACGCCGGUGGCAGCGGCGGAGACCGACGCGCAGGCGCUCCUGCGGUUCAAGGCAUCCAUCCAGAAAGAUCCCAGAGGAAUUCUCUCAUCUUGGCAGCCGAGUGGGAGUGACAGUCCAUGCAGCUGGUAUGGCGUGGCGUGCAACGACGAUGGGAGGGUGACGCGGCUCGACCUCGGCGGCUGUGACCUUGCUGGGCGCGCGUCGCUCGCCACGCUCUCCACCGUCGACGCGUUGUGCCACCUCAACCUGUCCGGCAACGGCGCGUUCCAUGCCGACGCUGCCGACCUGCUCAGCCUCCCGCGCGCGCUGCAGAAUCUUGAUCUGUCCUACGGCGGCCUCUCCGGCAGCCUCCCGGGGGACCUGCUCACGCGGUACCCCAACCUCACCGACGUAAGCCUCGCGAGGAACAACCUCACGGGCGCGUUGCCGGAGACGGUCCUCGCCGGCGCGCCGAGCAUCAGGUCGUUCGACGUGUCUGGCAACAACCUGUCCGGUGACAUUUCCAGGAUGUCGUUCGCUGAGACGCUCACACUGCUCGAUCUGUCAGAAAACCGUUUCGGCGGCGCGAUCCCGCCGGCGCUGUCGCGCUGCGCGGGGCUCAGGACGCUCAACCUGUCGUACAACGGCCUGGCCGGGACGAUACCGGAAUCUGUCGCCGGCAUCGCCGGCCUCGUGGUGUUCGACGUCUCGUCCAACCACCUCACCGGCGUAAUCCCCGACAGCAUCGGGAACGCGUGCGCGUCGCUGCAGGUUCUCAAGGUGUCGAGCAACAACGUUUCUGGAUCCAUCCCGGAGUCCCUGUCGUGGUGCCGUGCGCUCCGGCUGCUGGACGCCGCCAACAACAAGCUGUCCGGCGCCAUCCCGGCCGCCGUGCUCGGCAACCUGACGUCACUCGAGAGCCUGCUGCUCAGCAACAACUUCAUAUCGGGGCCACUCCCCAGCACGAUCUCUUCAUGCGCGAACCUCAGGAUCGCCGACCUCAGCAGCAACAAGAUCUCUGGCGCGCUGCCAGCGGAGAUCUGCUCGCCCGGCGCGGCACUGGAGGAGCUCCGGCUGCCGGACAACCUGGUCACCGGGACCAUCCCACCGGGUCUGUCCAACUGCUCGCGGCUGAAGGUGGUCGAUUUCAGCAUCAACUAUCUGCGCGGCCCAAUCCCGCCGGAGUUCGGACGGCUGCACAGCCUCGAACAGCUGGUGAUGUGGUUCAACAGCAUCGAGGGCCGGAUCCCGGCAGAGCUGGGGCAAUGCCGGAGCCUCCGCACGCUGAUCCUGAACAACAACUUCAUCGGCGGCGACAUCCCCGCCGAGCUGUUCAGUUGCACCGGCCUUGAGUGGGUGGCGCUGACGAGCAACCGGCUGACCGGCACGAUCCGGCCGGAGUUCGGGCGGCUGACCCGGCUCGCCGUGCUGCAGCUUGCAAACAACAGCCUGAAGGGCAGAAUUCCCAAGGAGCUCGGCAACUGCAGCAGCCUGAUGUGGCUGGACCUGAACAGCAACCGGCUCUCCGGGGAGAUCCCGCGGCGGCUCGGCCGUCAGCUUGGAUCGACGCCGCUGAGCGGGAUCCUGUCCGGCAACACGCUGGCGUUCGUGCGGAACGUGGGGAACUCGUGCAAGGGCGUCGGCGGGCUGCUGGAAUUCGCCGGCAUCCGGCCGGAGCGGCUGCUGCAGGUGCCGACGCUCAAGAGCUGUGACUUCACGCGGCUCUACUCCGGCGCGGCGGUCAGCGGGUGGACGCGGUACCAGACGCUGGAGUACCUCGACCUGUCGUACAAUGAGCUCUCCGGCAGCAUCCCCGAGGAGUUCGGCGACAUGGUGGUGCUCCAGGUGCUGGACCUGGCGCGGAACAACCUCACCGGCGAGAUUCCAACGUCGCUCGGGCGGCUGCGAAACCUCGGAGUGUUCGAUGUGUCGCACAACGGCCUGACCGGCGGCAUCCCGUACUCCUUCUCCAACCUCUCGUUUCUGGUGCAGAUCGACGUGUCCGACAAUAACCUCAUCGGUGAGAUCCCGCAGCUCGGGCAGCUCAGCACGCUGCCAGCGAGCCAGUACGCGGGCAACCCGGGCCUCUGUGGCAUGCCGCUGCUGCCGUGCGGGCCGCCGCCGAGGGCGACCGCGUCGGUCCUGGCGGAGCCCGACAGCAGCCGUUCUGACAAGCGCACCAUGGGUACCGUGAUCCUGGUCGUGCUGGUCGCCGCCGGUCUGGCGUGCGCUCUGGCGGCGGCGUGCGUGGUGGCGGCGCGCGCGCGGAGGAAGGAGGCACGCGAGGCGCGGAUGCUGAGCAGCCUGCAGGACGGGACGCGCACGGCGACGACGUGGAAGCUGGGCAAGGCGGAGAAGGAGGCGCUGAGCAUCAACGUGGCCACCUUCCAGCGGCAGCUCCGGCGUCUGACGUUCACGCAGCUGAUCGAGGCGACGAACGGAUUCUCCGCCGGCAGCCUGAUCGGCUCAGGCGGAUUCGGCGAGGUGUUCAAGGCGACGCUGAAGGACGGCUCGUGCGUGGCCAUCAAGAAGCUGAUCCACCUGAGCUACCAGGGCGACCGCGAGUUCACGGCGGAGAUGGAGACUUUGGGCAAGAUCAAGCACAAGAACCUUGUCCCCUUGCUCGGCUACUGCAAGAUCGGCGAGGAGCGGCUGCUGGUGUACGAGUACAUGAGCCACGGCAGCCUCGAGGACGCCCUCCAUGGCCGAGCACUGCGGCUGCCGUGGGAGCGGCGGAAGCGGGUGGCGCGCGGCGCCGCCAAGGGGCUGUGUUUCCUGCACCACAACUGCAUCCCGCACAUCAUCCACCGGGACAUGAAGUCCAGCAACGUGCUCCUCGAUGGCGACAUGGAGGCCCGCGUCGCCGACUUCGGCAUGGCGCGGCUGAUCAGCGCGCUGGACACGCACCUGAGCGUGAGCACGCUGGCAGGGACGCCCGGGUAUGUGCCGCCGGAGUACUACCAGAGCUUCCGGUGCACUGCCAAGGGCGAUGUGUACUCCCUCGGCGUCGUGCUGCUGGAGCUCCUGACCGGGCGAAGGCCGACGGACAAGGAGGACUUCGGGGACACCAACCUAGUGGGCUGGGUCAAGAUGAAGGUCAGGGACGGCGCCGGCAAGGAGGUCGUCGACCCGGAGCUCGUUGUCGGCGCCGCAGACGGUGUAGAGAGGGAGAUGGCGAAGUUCCUGGAGCUAGCUCUGCAGUGCGUGGAUGACUUCCCAUCGAAGCGGCCCAACAUGCUGCAGGUGGUCGCCAUGGUCAGGGAGCUUGACGAUGCGCCGGCGUCUCAACCAGCACCAGCAUCAGCACCAGCACCAGCACUAGCACCAGUUGCUCCUCGUGACUGA